GUUCUAUAUAUUUUAUUUAUAUAUAUAUAAAGAAAUGUCCAGAUAUAGUAAUACAGAAGAAAAAGCACCACUUGAGCCUCCUCCACCUUAUACACCUGAAGACGAAACUUCCGAAUUUAUUCCCUCCUCUAAUAAUAAUAGGUCAACUCAACAACAACAAGCAGACACAGUUUACGAACAGUCAGGGUUACCGGAUCAAUUACAUUCAUCUAACAUUGACCGUGUUAGUCAAAGUAAAAUUGGAGGUAUAAUUGGGCUAACUGCUAAUCUAAUACAACCAUUUAAAGCAAAUCCACAGCCAUCUGCUAUAGCUACUGGCUUAGUUGGUGGAAUUAUUAAUCAUUAUGUGGAAAGAAAAGAGAAUAUCCGAAGCAGAAAAAAUUUAAAAAGAGAACAACGCCAGGAACGCAGAAAAUUACGUAGAGAACAAAGAGGUCUAAGAAAAUAUGAUGGAUCUGGUGAAUCAAUUAGUAAUUCCUCUCCUUCCUCUCCUUCCUCUCCUUCCUCUUCUUCUUCUUCUUCUUCUUUUAGUAACUUAUCAGCUUAUCAAAUGACUGAUGAAAAUAAAUCAUCACGAUCAACAGAGAACAAUAAUGUUUUGUGUAAGAAGCAAUCAAAUAGCCCUCUUAUUUAUGAACAUAGUUGGUCUGGUCAUAAAUGCGAGCUUCAAACUUCAAAUGGUCAUAUAGAGGUGCAGGGUUCAUUAAUAGCUAAGGAGUUGAUCGAUCUUAAUGCCUCUAAUGGCCAUAUCACAGUUGAUGGUGAGCUUCAUUCAUCUGAGAUUCAUGUUAACACAAGUAAUGGUUGUUUUCGAGUCAAUGGUACAUCAUUAAUUGCUCAAGAUAAACUUAUGAUUAAAAUUAGCAAUGCACCUUUAACCUUUGACAAUACACUCAUUCAAUCGAAACGAAUUGAAUUAACAACAAAGAAUGGGCCUGUAUUUUUACGCCACGUCAAAGUUAAGGAUAUGUUAUCGGUUAUCACAUCUAACGCCUCUGUAAAUGUUUAUUUGGAUGAAAUGGGUGAUCAUGCUAAAAUUUUUAUUGAAACAUCAAAUGCCCCUAUUGCUGUGCACUUACCAAAGACAUUUUCUGGAUAUUUUGAACUAAAGUCUAAUUCUUCAGGUUCUGCCUCUGUUAUUACAAGUCAAAGUGACGGUAUGUUGACAUUAAACAAGGACAAACACUGUAAGAAAUCAGGCACAUAUAAUAGACAUGGCGUCAAAACUGAUAUUGAAGUUUAUAUUGAAACAACAAAUGCUUCUGCAGUUUUAUACAUUUAAACAAACGAAAAAAGAAAAAAAAAAAGGAGUAAAGUGUUACUUCACCUCUCCCCUCCCCCUUAUUUAUUUUUCAUUUAUUCAUUCCUGUUAUUAUUAUUGUUAUUUUCUCUCUUUCUUUUUCUUCAUUAUGUCUAACAAUUCAAAAUCGUAUUAUAAUCAACC
Molecule: messenger RNA, 1444 nt
Organism: Cokeromyces recurvatus
Lineage: Eukaryota; Fungi; Mucoromycota; Mucoromycetes; Mucorales; Mucoraceae
Exons: 3
Coding region: 35-1282 (415 amino acids)
Source: RefSeq, a predicted model, not a curated record